CGGCCGGAAAACCCGGACGGGCGUUCGGCGAGAACCGCGCAUGCUCCCUCUCCUCGCGCUCGGCGCGGUCGUCAGAUCCCCGGCGGCUCCCGCGUCACCUUAGCCUGCGGGGCCGGCUCCUGGCGGCGCCACGCGAGCCGCAGCGGCUGCCGGGCAGGGACCCGGCUCGGGCUUCCCAGACCGCGAGGCUGGCGCCGCGCCGCGGAGCCGCUUUUCGUGACCUAGUUGGAGGUUCUUUGAUGCGGAAGUACUAUGAGCUUUCAGAAGUUCUGGAGAGAGUACAAAGUUCUGAUUGUUAUGGUGCCUUUAAUUGGGUUCAUACACGUGGGUUGGCACAGAAUCAGAAGCAGCCCUGUUUUCCAAGUACCUAGUAAGGACAGCGUUCCUGAAACAGACAGUCUGAGCCUUUCAAGUCCUCCAAAGAGCCACAUCCAAGGAAAAUAGCAAGCUUUGG
Molecule: messenger RNA, 454 nt
Organism: Sorex araneus (European shrew)
Lineage: Eukaryota; Metazoa; Chordata; Mammalia; Eulipotyphla; Soricidae
Exons: 3
Coding region: 253-444 (63 amino acids)
Source: RefSeq, a predicted model, not a curated record